Arvicanthis niloticus (Nile rat) is the source of this 835-nucleotide messenger RNA. The record is from RefSeq and is a predicted model, not a curated record. NCBI's taxonomy places the organism in Eukaryota, Metazoa, Chordata, Mammalia, Rodentia, Muridae.
AUGGCAGACUCCACCAUGAUUGUUUCCAGCCUUCUUCUCCUGGUAACCUACACGUGCUGCAUCUUCCCCACCGACUCUGUGACUAUCCCCUCAUCUUGCUGUAUAUCCUUUAUUUCCAAGAAAAUUCCAGAAAGCCUAGUGGUUAGCUACCAGUUGGCCAAUGGCAGCAUCUGUCCCAAGGCAGGGGUCAUCUUCGUCACCAAGAAAGGCCAUAAGAUCUGUACUGACCCCAAGCUGCCAUGGGUUCAGAGGCACAUACGAAACCUGGAUGCCAAGAAAAGCCAGCCUUCUAAAGGUGCCAAGGCAUUGGGUCCCAAGUUUGCUUUCCAGAGAUACCGUGGCAACAGCACCAAGAUUUAGUCACCUCUCUGCUGUCCCUGAACUUGGACAUAGGUAUUGACACUUUACCAGGCUGCUUUGGGCUUGAGAUGCCAGCUGGGAUGAGGCCUGAGUUCGUUUCCCCAUUCUCAGCACUUCUUUAAGGGAGUAUGUUUAUUCUGUGAGAACUGGAGGGCACGCCAAGCAUGCCAGAGUUCUGGUGUUUCCUGUGCUGAGUGAGAAGGUUCCAGAAGAAUGAUAUCAGUCAUCCUGGGUUCUCCUCUUGUGUGGCUCAAAGGCUUCAUCAGAGCCCAGGUGCAUGAGUACCUGCUGGUGUACCUUGCUUGCAGCUGGCUCUGAUGGGGUUCUUGUCUUAGGGUGGGACCUGAGGGCUGUUUGUCUGUCCACCUCUGGGUGAAGUUCUGUCAACAGUAGUAACUCCCAAGCAUGUUGGUGGGUAUUCCAAGCUGGUCCCAUCUCCAGAACUUGGAACAAAUAAAAACUUGGCUGAAAUGGA